Messenger RNA from Centropristis striata (black sea bass), 2721 nucleotides. It is a transcript of the gene tmem255a, whose product is annotated as transmembrane protein 255A. Bases 293 to 1336 code for a protein of 347 amino acids. Lineage: Eukaryota; Metazoa; Chordata; Actinopteri; Perciformes; Serranidae. The transcript has 10 exons. The record is from RefSeq and is a predicted model, not a curated record.
AGAGGCAGCAGGCAGCAGCAGCACAGAGUCACCGUCCAGACACCGACACAUCGUGAGAACAGAGACCGACAGACGAAUCACAAGCAGCGGGGAUGUAGAUGAGAGUGACUCGGUGGGGACGGAGGCUGUUGUCAGAGAAUGCCACAGCAAGCGGACACGCUGCCUGCAUUAGCUCACUAUUGUUCUCAGCUAGCUCUGAUAUUUAUAGCGCAUAACAUUGAGUCGUGAGUAGUGUUUUGUUUGUAUUUGCGAGGAUCUUCUGGCGGACUGCGUUAAACAUCCUCCGGCCAGCAUGCCUCCGCCUCAGAGCCUCCAAUCCAGCGGACUGACCCUCUCUGAAAUAAGCAUAGGUUCCUUUAAGAGGAGGAAGAGGAAAUCCAUAAUCGUGACAGUGUUGCUGCUCAUCGUAUCUUUGCUCAUUCUCAUCUUUGGCCUGGCGGCGACUACCAGGACACAGAACAUCACAGUUGGCGGCUAUUACCCAGGAGUCAUUCUGGGCUUUGGCUCGUUUCUGGGAAUUAUCGGCUCUCAUUUGAUAGAGAACAAGAGGCAGAUGUUGGUGGCGUCUAUUGUCUUCAUCAGUUUCGGAGUGGUGGCUGCCUUCUGCUGUGCUAUUGUCGAUGGAGUGUUUGCUGCAAGGCACAUUGACCUCAGGCCUCUUUAUGCCGGUCGCUGUCAGUUUCACUCCGGUGAAACUUCAUCUGAACGUGAAGUUCCCUGUGGGACAUCAUCACGCGCACCCUGUAACCUGCAUGUGAGGGGCAACACCUGUUACUGCUGCGACCUGUACAACUGCGGGAAAGAACAUCCUCUUAUGGGACUUCAGAAUAAAGAUGUUUUGAAAAAGUUUAGGAAAUCAUCCAUGAUUUGGAAGUCUAGCCGUGUGGAGGUGAUUGGAGGCUACCAUGAAUACACGGACGUGAAGAGCUGCCAGGACGUGGUGCACCUCUAUCACCUGCUGUGGUCCGCUACCAUCCUCAAUAUUGUGGCCCUCUUUCUAGGAAUCAUUACUGCUGCGGUGCUGGGAGGCUUCAAAGACAUGACUCCCUCUGCUGCCUCAGAGAGUUCAUCUGAACCAGAGGCCCUCACAGCUCCAGUCCCGUCACAGCCUCCUCCACCCACCACUCAACUCAACUCCUACUACAACACUGCCCCCUGUCUGCCGCCUUACACUGCCUACGACAUGCAGCAGGGCUCCUACAUGUUCCCAGACUCCUCAGGUCUGUCUGAUGACUCCCAGUCCGGAGCCAGCCACCUGUGGCCCACCAUGAUUCCUCCUCGCUACUCUCCUCCUCACAACCAUCCUGACGAGAAGCCCCCGCCGUACAGCCCGUAAGACGGCCUCGCUCAGAGGAAGCACCAGGAGCCACCAGGUGCUGUUGGUUGGAGCUGAUGGAGUGGUUUGAAUGCACACUUCCUCAGAGCUUUUCCUCACAAUCUUUUUAAGAACUGUGUGGAGGGAAGGUGGUGAGGAAGAGGAGGACAGUCCACGGAGCACACUCACUUUGAGUUCAGCCCAACACAUGGAGUGUUUGUCUCCCUGGGCAUCACUCACACUCAUGCCUGCACUGUGCAUCUAGGAGAGACAACCAGUUCAAAGCAGGACUGUUUACACAUCUAUCUGCCUUAAUGCAAACGGGCUUCCAGCGCUGCAGCUCUCUGGACUUAUCUGGUACAAGGUCAGAACUCUCCUCCGGCCCAUGCUUUAUGUUCACCUCUCUUUAAUACGUAUUAUUAUUAAUGCUUCCUCACUCUGAGGAUCUGGACUGAUAAAUACAGCUACGACCCUCCUGUGACAUCAAUCCCGCUACAUGAAAGCUUUGGUGUCAUUUCUGAAUCAGCUAGAAAAAUAAAACGUUAGAGUUGUAGGCCCGGGCAGUAAUUAUUAAUUAAUUAGGCAAAGUUAGCAGUAAUGAAGGUAUUACAUGCUCACCACGUAUGUACAGCAGUAUGAUAUACAGAAGCUCCUGUAGCAGUUAAACCUACGGUAUACAGAUCAUAGUAUCUAUAUAUCAGUUUAGAUCAAUGUGUGGUCGAAGCUCUUCUGCAGUAGGAUGCUGAAAAGUUGCACUCCAACACCCUAUUUAUUGUAUUUUCACUAAAAGCUGCAAAGCAGGUCAGUAUGUAUCAUCUCUCUCUUUGUAAGUAGUCACAGUAUCACAUCUAUCAGUUGAAAUGUGUCGUCUUUGUCAGGAAUAAACACCAGUGAGGCAGAGUGUGAACAGUCGGUGCUGGAUUCACUGACAUGAGGCAGAAGAUCUGGAGAAGUCUGAAGAACUGUUGUUCACUGAGGAAGAGUGAAGUAGAGCAAACUUAGUCCAAGUCCAUGAGACGGGUCUCUGUCAACUUUAAUCACUGCUUUUUAUGAUUUAAACAACUCACUCUCAGGGGCUGAUUGUCAGUUCCUUUUUGUCUUGCCAUUAAAAAAUGUUUUGUGUAAAUUAAGUGGUGUGUUUCUUUUUUGUGAGCUCAAAACGCCGUUGGUUGGAAAUUUCAACAACGAUCAGAUACCUUGCCUUGAAAUUUAGCACAGACAUUCCUGUUAUGCUCCAAACACAUACUUUUUCAUUUUACUUUUAGUCGGACUGCAAAGAACAGUAGUGUUCAAAAUAAUAGCAGUCCAAUGUGACUAACCAGAUUAAUCCAGGUUUUUAGUAUAUUUUUUAUUGCUACAUGGCUAACAUAGCUUCAUCCUUAACCCAUUGAGGCCUGAAACGCCUG